Necator americanus (New World hookworm) is the source of this 1389-nucleotide messenger RNA. RefSeq lists its product as uncharacterized. The record is from RefSeq and is a predicted model, not a curated record. Bases 1 to 1389 code for a protein of 462 amino acids. The transcript has 14 exons. Lineage: Eukaryota; Metazoa; Nematoda; Chromadorea; Rhabditida; Ancylostomatidae.
AUGAUGAACGAAUCGGAAUGUGACACAAACGACGACUUUGACUUCAGUGACCAAUCUUUCGUGGACGUCGAGACUGUUGAUGAUUCCUUAGAGGGAAAUGGAGUGAAGGGAAAGCAAGCAUCUCUUGUACUCUCCGUAAACGUGAAACGUAAUCCAUUGCAAUUGAGCACCCCAAAUACUCGUCCAUGUUUCGGAUCUCUGCAAGUGGAUUUCACACCGCCGCUAACACCUCCUCGCUCCCGUUACGCGAUGGUGCGCGAACGAACUACCACAGAAACUAUGCCGCCAAACUUCACCAACACAGAGUACUCGGUUUAUCAAGGUGUGGAAAAUCUAACACCUACAUACGUCGUGGACAGCAGCUUCGAUGAUUCAAGAGAUACUCCGGUUUCUGCAUUCGAUUUUUCACGUCAUCAGUUUUCAAGAGCUCUUUUCUCUGCAAGACCGCUGACACCGGUACGAACUUAUAAUCAAGCAGAUGUUGACAUGACUCUGCCAACACUAAGUUUAUUAUGUAAAAAGGACAAUAGUGAGAUAAGAGCUCGUAAGAGAUUCUUCUAUUCUUCAUGGAGAAGAAUGUGCGGCAUAGAUGGCUGCAAGAAUCAAUGCUCCACAGUGAAAAAUCUCUGUGACCACUUACAGACAUUUCACAACAUCUCGACUUACAUUACCACGAUCUUGUUUUCUAAAGCGGACGACUUUAGGAGCUUCUUAAAAGAACUAUCCGACGAUGAAAUUACGUUCCGACGGGAUAGAAAGAAAGGAAUAUUUGGAACAUAUAAAUGCAGACAAUUAUUAUUUGGAAAUGCUCCGAGACUACGCAUUGUCAAUCCAACUAGAGGCAAUGUGUCAUCAUACUAUGAUAUGGAUUAUGAUUGCUGCGAAUAUGGUACUCCUUCCAAGGGUCCUUUCAUACGUGAAGGAGGAGAAUGCCCGGCAUUCCUGUCUGCGAAAGCGGAUGGUAAUCGAAUAAAGGUGCUCGUAUGCGACUGGCACCUACAUGGUCCCAUCAUUCCAAGGCUGGCACUUCAGAAGAUCGAGGACCUUUACGUUAAUAAAAAGAUGCCAGUUUCUGCGAUAGCAAGAAUCAUACGAGGUACCGCGGGGGAGUUCUGUACGAAAGGAAGUGAUGUUGACGUACAUAUUCGCUCUCUAAAAGAUCGGCAUAUUCAGUUUUUGUGUCAUUACGUCGUUAACAAUGUCCACGACACGGAAAGCACAAAUCCUCACAUAAAUCUUGGUUCUAACAUACUGACGGAUUUCGAGCGACGCUGCUUAGAACAGCAAUGGACGCCCGUACCAUUGGGACCAAUUAUUUCAGAACCGCUACCUAUAGAUGUUCGUCAAAACGAUUAUAUAGUGAACGAGGAGACGAUUCCACAUGGCUAG